AUGUCCAAGCCCCAGACUUGCGACUACUACGCCGACCUGGGCUUGUCCCAGGCGGCGACCCAGCGCGAAAUCAAGGUUGCUUACAAGAAGCUGGCGCUGUUGCACCACCCAGACAAGAAGUUUGGAGCGGCGGCAGCAGACACAGAUGAAUUUUUGAAGAUCCAGGCCGCCUAUGAGGUCCUCCAAGAUCCCGCGAAGCGCGCACUCUAUGACCAGCGUUACGCCAAGUCUCAGCGAAUACCAGCAGCCUACCAGAAUCCACAGCGUGCCUCCAACUACAAGGCCAAGCGAAGGGCGGACGACCACAAUUCUGCCGCUCCUCAUGGUGCCAAACGCCAGAAGACCGCCUCGCCUAGCACUUACGAGAUAUUCAAGCUGCCUUCUGAGGAGGACCUCAAGAAAGUCAAGGAGAAUCUUGAGAAGCACAGAGCGAGGAUCAGGGCUAGGGGAAUGCUGCACUUCGAGCGAAUACGGGCUGCGAAGGCAAUGGAAAAGGCACAGAUGAAGGCGAAAGCAAGGGCACAGGCGCAGGCGAGGGUGAGGGCGCGGGCGGGCUUCUGA
Molecule: messenger RNA, 561 nt
Organism: Diaporthe amygdali
Lineage: Eukaryota; Fungi; Ascomycota; Sordariomycetes; Diaporthales; Diaporthaceae
Product: DnaJ-domain-containing protein
Exons: 2
Coding region: 1-561 (186 amino acids)
Source: RefSeq, a predicted model, not a curated record